ACUUCAGUUUUGCUGGUUUGGACAAUGGUGUUAUUGAGUAGGUACCCUAAUUGGCAACAACGUGCAAGGGAGGAAGUCUUCCAAGUCUUUGGCAAUGAAAAGCCAAGUUUUGAUGGUUUAAAUCGGUUAAAGAUUGUCACUAUGAUUUUGAAUGAGGUUCUUAGAUUAUACCCACCAGCAAUUGGAUUGGGUCGAGUUGUUAAAAGAGAUCUGAAACUUGGAAAAGUAACAUUACCUGCCGGAGUGCAUGUUUUCCUCCCAACAGUUUUGGUUCACCACGACAGUGAACUUUGGGGUGAAGAUGCUAAGCAGUUCAAUCCAGAGAGAUUUUCUGAGGGAGUUCUGAAAGCAACAAAUGGUAGAGUUUCAUUCUUUCCAUUUGGAGGGGGUCCUAGAAUAUGCAUUGGACAAAACUUCUCCUUACUGGAAGCAAAGAUGGCUUUGUCAAUGAUUUUACAGCAUUUCUCAUUUGAACUUUCUCCAGCAUAUACUCAUGCUCCAACUAUGUCAAUCACUCUUCAGCCACAGUAUGGUGCUCAUAUCAUUCUCCAUAAAGUGAAAAUAUGAAAAUAAAACACAUUAAAAGCUAGUAAUGUAAUAAAAAAAUCCCUCUUAGAUCCUGUCUUAUGUUUAAUAGUUACUUCCAUUUACAUGUUGAUAACAAUAACGCUUAUAAUGUAAUAACAAAAUGACUUCUGGGAUAUUAUCAUAUGUUUAAUGGCUUUCCCAUUUA
Molecule: messenger RNA, 733 nt
Organism: Vigna radiata var. radiata (mung bean)
Lineage: Eukaryota; Viridiplantae; Streptophyta; Magnoliopsida; Fabales; Fabaceae
Product: cytochrome P450 CYP72A219-like
Exons: 2
Molecular function (GO): iron ion binding; monooxygenase activity; oxidoreductase activity, acting on paired donors, with incorporation or reduction of molecular oxygen
Source: RefSeq, a predicted model, not a curated record